Messenger RNA from Rotaria socialis, 1632 nucleotides. The record is from the annotation of a GenBank genome assembly. Lineage: Eukaryota; Metazoa; Rotifera; Eurotatoria; Philodinida; Philodinidae.
AUGAAACAAAUUGGCAACAUAGUUCUAUUCGUUUUCGUUAUAUUUAUUGAUGUAUCAUUAUCUGCAAAGAACUCUCGUAAAGAUUCGGUUGUAUCUGAAGAAGAUGCAGUAGCUUGGCUUAAUAAAUAUGGUUAUAAUCCAUGUUUAAAUUCAGCCGUUCAAUGUAGUUUAAGUUUUCCAAGUUUAAUGGAGGAAUAUCAAAAACGUUAUCGAUUAAAAGUAACUGGCAAGUUGGAUGAUGCAACCAAAAAACAAAUGAAUCGGCCGCGCUGUGGUAUUGCUGAUAAGCCAGCUACUUUAAAUGCUGCCGCUAUAACAACAUUGAAAUGGUCACAGUCGUCAUUAACAUAUUCACUUCGUGGUUUUCCAACGCAGUUAAGUCAAACACAAACAACAAAUAUUAUACGUGAAGCAUUUCAAGCUUGGACUGAUCAUGUUCCUUUGAGAAUUGAACCAGUUUGUUCAACAUGUUCAGCAAAUUUUACUAUCAACUUUUUCCGUGAACAACAUUCAGAUGCGCAUGCAUUCGAUGGACCUGGUGGAACAUUGGCGCAUGCAUUUUUUCCCGAAGACGGCCGGGUACAUUUCGAUAAAGACGAAGCAUGGACAGAAAGUUUCAAUGAUGAUCGAAUAAAUUUAUAUCUGGUAGCCGUACAUGAAAUUGGUCAUGCACUCGGCUUAGAUCAUACAUACAAUCAAGACUCAAUCAUGUUUCCAUCUUAUCAACUAAUGGAAAAAUCGAAUAUUAUUCCACGACCUGAUCGGGAUGCAAUUCAAGGCCUAUACGGUAAAAAACAGUCCUCAUCUGGCACUACAACUACCAGGCCAACAGCAACUUCUGCAAAAUCAACAACAACAACAACAACAACAACUAGAAGAGUUACUGCUACUACUAGGAAAAGUUCUACUACAAUUGAUACUGACACAACACACCCUCGUUGUCGAAUGACUCUCGAUGCUGCUUUAGAUCAUCCAGACGGUACAUUAUACACAUUCAAUGCUGGUAUAAUUUGGCGUUAUUUACCAAAUGAAGGUACAUGGGACAAUCGAACGACAUCAUACGAACAAAACUUUCCGAAGCUACCAAGACAAAUAACAGGAGCUGUACACGAUAGGCGGAAGGAUGAAUUCACAUUUUUUACCAAUAAAGCUGCUUAUAGUUAUGGUACUGGUUCUCAAAGUCGUGCAGUAUAUCGAAACGAAAAAAGUCUUCCAAGAAAUUUGUAUAGCUCCAUUGUUGGUGCUAUCUAUUAUCAUAGUGAAGUUCAUGUUGUAACAUCAAAAGCAAUACGUGUGUUUCGAGUUGAUAAUGGUUAUCAACUAGCUAAUCAACGAGAACUACAUGAUGAAUUUCCAGGUUUUACUGGUACAGUUACAAAAGCAUUUACCUAUGGAAAUCUACAUCAUUUUUUUACAACUGAUCGACUUGUUUAUGUUUGGAGUGAACGAUUAAAUUCUUGGAAAACAUUUAAAAAACCUAUGGAAACAAAUUGGUUCGCCUGUUUAGCUGCUAAAACAAGGAGUUCAUCAGCUUCUCAAGAAGAUGAACAAGUUCCAAGACAUAAUUAUCGAAAUCCUGUCCAUCAUCAUCAAAGCCAUCACCGAAAUCAUCAUCGUCACCAGCAUAAUUAG